UUAGAAACACAUUUAGAGACCUAAUACAAAUAAUUGAUUUUAAACAAUUUAAACAAAUGUUUAACUUUCUCUUUAUUAAAGUUCUCUGCCCAUGCAUUAUUCAUUUGACCUCUCAUUUUCCUCUAUUGUCUCAACCUACUAAACCUGAAGCAAUUCACUUUUAACCAAUUGGAGCCUUCGGGGAAUAAGCUUGAAAAAAACUUUCAGUGGAACAGCAGUAGUUGAACUCCAGUUUUUAUCCAGCCCUCAGUCGACAGCCUAAAGAAGAUGGAAGUGUCUCACAGCUGCUUGAAAUCAGGAAGGAUCUGGCUGAUUUUGGCUUCUUUAGCCUUAUUCCUGGUUAUCUGUGAUGCAAGAUCGAAGGCUUCCAGAGGAGUAGCGGUUCCUUUUGUCUUUGAUCCGAAGGCAUUUUGUGACCCUCCAUGUCAGCAUGCAGGGCUCUGCAUCAGGAACAGCACCUGCUUCUGCUCCAAGGGCUAUGAGGGGGACCUAUGCCAAUAUGCUAACUGUUAUCCAAAGUGUAAAAAUGGGGGAGAGUGUCUGAGGCCUGGAAAAUGCAGAUGUCUACCGGGAUAUGGAGGAAAAUACUGUCAUAAAGUCUCUUGUGAGGGCGGGUGUUGGAAUGGUGGUGAAUGCAUCUCUGUGAACAGCAUUGUGAAGUGUCUUUGUCCCUCUAGCUGGACAGGCUCAAAAUGUCAAGAUGCAAUCUGUCCUCAGGGAUGCAGAAAUGGUGGAAGUUGUGUUGCACCUGGUAUCUGUAGCUGUCCAGAAGGAUGGGUGGGAGGAGCGUGUCAUAAAGCUAUUUGCCGACAUCCUUGUCUAAAUGGAGGAAAGUGUGUUGCUCCAAAUGUCUGUAGGUGCCGUGGCCCUUAUUCUGGAGUGCAGUGCAGAGAGAAGGAGGUACACUGAACACUUUCUGGGAAGGCUGAAGCUGUCCAAGCAUUUCAACAAAGCAUUUGUUUGGAAUAGUAAAUAUAAGGAAGACAUACCGAUUGGAUAGACGUAGAAGAAAAGCAUUGUUUAUUAAACUGAAUUGUAUCACAGUGUUUUUGUUAGUCAUUCAUUUCCUAAUUGUAACCUUGCUGAAUUUUUAAAUAAAAAAUAA
Acipenser ruthenus (sterlet) is the source of this 1105-nucleotide messenger RNA. Its product is annotated as von Willebrand factor D and EGF domain-containing protein-like. NCBI's taxonomy places the organism in Eukaryota, Metazoa, Chordata, Actinopteri, Acipenseriformes, Acipenseridae. The record is from RefSeq and is a predicted model, not a curated record. Gene Ontology annotation, cellular component: cell surface; extracellular region. The coding region runs from base 268 to 909 and encodes 213 amino acids. Gene Ontology annotation, biological process: anatomical structure development. The transcript has 5 exons. Gene Ontology annotation, molecular function: signaling receptor binding.